AUGUCGAACACGCAGAAAGGCCAGACAGAUGCUACCAAGCCCGACGAAGAUGAUGAAGCUGAUGAAUGGGACAAGAGAAUCUUCAGCACUGGCUGUUCAGACGAGAACGCGACUUUGAAUGACUGCUUUCGGGAUAAGAAGGACUGGCGAGCUUGUAAAGACGAGAUGGAGGCCUUCAAGCAAUGCUGGAAGCGGCAGGGCAAUGAGCAGAGGACAGACUCGAAGGAUGUCUGA
Fulvia fulva is the source of this 234-nucleotide messenger RNA. Its product is annotated as Cytochrome oxidase assembly factor 4. The record is from RefSeq and is a predicted model, not a curated record. Gene Ontology annotation, biological process: mitochondrial respiratory chain complex IV assembly. Bases 1 to 234 code for a protein of 77 amino acids. NCBI's taxonomy places the organism in Eukaryota, Fungi, Ascomycota, Dothideomycetes, Mycosphaerellales, Mycosphaerellaceae. Gene Ontology annotation, cellular component: mitochondrial intermembrane space. The transcript is spliced from 4 exons.